Neurospora crassa OR74A is the source of this 1035-nucleotide messenger RNA. RefSeq lists its product as hypothetical. The record is from RefSeq and is a predicted model, not a curated record. The coding region runs from base 184 to 594 and encodes 136 amino acids. Lineage: Eukaryota; Fungi; Ascomycota; Sordariomycetes; Sordariales; Sordariaceae. The transcript has 2 exons.
GAUUCUUUUAUAGGUUCGACUUUUCCGGAUAAACCUGCCACACCUUUCAUCAUUUUCCUUCCCAACCCAACGCCGUUUGCUUCACCACCCCCUUCACGAUCCGUCAACUUGAGUAAAGACUGCCCUCUUCAGCUGAUCUGCAGUCACACACACAUCGCCGAUCUUCAGUCAUUAGCAAUCAAAAUGUCCGUCAACCGCACUUGCUCCCACGAUGCCCUCCCCGACCUCAAAGCCAUCCCCGGUCUACCCAUGGACCGUAGCGUUUGGGUAAUUCCCAACUGGAAUGAAUCGUUCGUGGGCAUGACGGCAUGUUGUGCGCCCAACGAGGUGCAUGUUAGUGGCGGGCCAGGAUUUGAAGAAUGCGUCUUGUGGUGCUUGAUUCCCGAUUCUGUCCUCAAAGACAAAGAUGGGAAGAAGGGCGAGACGGGCGAGGUUCUUUCCGCCAUGAGACAAUGUGUUAUGGAGAAGGGCGGCGUUCAGAGCUUUAUUAGUGGCGGGCAAGUAAAGGACAACGCGGCAAGUUCAAACAUUGGCAGGACGAAAUUGCUCGGGGUAGGAGUCUGGGUAUUACUAGCCGUUGGCUUGCUGGCUUGAGGGCUCAUUGCAAGUCAAUUGAUUGGGUUGGGCAUGUUCAACGGUCCUCGACAUAAGUCGGAGGCGCCCUUUAGCAAGAAAUUGGCGGGCCAGAUCGCCGCUCGAACAAUUCCAGCGUCAGUGAGACACUGGUCCCGGGCUGGUACAUCGGCUGGGGGUUGCGGCUGGGAUUUAGUCGAUAACACUCGAUUGAGCUAUGUAAAUGAGCUGAAGAACUUGGAAGUGCAUAGGCAGACCAUGCAAUAAUGAUGAUUGUAAAGGAAGAUGAUCACAGUGGUCGAACCAAGCUCGAACCGGACGGCAACGAGGAGUGGUGGCCCAGGAGCGGUAGGACCUGAGUCUUGCUUUAGAUGGGGGGAGGAGUGAUAUUAAGAAUACCAGAGAUAUCUUCCGUACCAUAGAGCAUGAAAGGAUUGAUAGAGGAAAGCAAGAUUGAACGCC